AUGGGGUUUUACCUAUGCGUAGCUCUGGAGCAGGUCAGUGGACUUGUCCUUCCCACUCUGGCUCACAGGUUCCUGUUCAGUCAGCCAUCAGAGUUUUCAGUGGCCCGGGUAUUCCUUGGAGCUGCAUUUGGGGCUGUCAGUGGUGCAGGGUUAUUCCUUGGACUCAUGCACAACAUCUCAAUGACCAUCACACACAGACUAAUUGCCGGAUGUGUUUUUGUAGGUAUAUGUAUCCUCGGUGGUAUGUUCUCCUCAUAUUUCCGGUGCUCGGUUCUUUUGAUGUUUCCCAGCAUGCUUGGCUCCCGUGGGCGGGCCUACCUGAUGCUUUUAGUUCUUAAUGGUCUUUACCAAGGUCCAAUAUUCAAUAUCCACCGCAAUGUUCAAAAUGUGGCUUUUUCUAUGGGUUGCAACAUCGACUUGCAGAUAGAACACAGUAAGAUCAUGUGGAGGAUGGUAACAGAACCUAUGUUACAGGUCAUGCAAGACAUUGUGCAUGACAAUAAAGAGUUCCAGCAUGAAGCCAGGAAUGUGAGCACACAAUUCAACCGGAUCAGAGAUGAGGUGAUGGGCCAGUAUGGAUAUGAUGCUCUCCAGCACUCCACCUCCUCAGGAAAUUCCACCCAAGAUAUGUUUUCAGCCAAGACUAUGAUGCGAUGUGAUUAUGUGGUGGAGCAGGGCAUAGGCCGUUGUCGAGAAUGGUUCAGCAGUAAGUGGCAGGAGUGCAUGGAUGCCAUCAAAGCCCCUGUGAUCAACCACUUGCUUUGUGUGCCUAUGAAAUUUGACUUCCUGUGCAAUGUGAUGAGAGUUAUGACACCAUGGUGCAGAGAACACAUUCCAGUGGAAGGAAACUUUGGGCAAACCUUCGACAGGCUCAAUUUGUCUAUUAGUAGACUGGCUGAGGAGUUCACUGCCAAAGUUGUGGUUCAGAAAUUGGAACAGCAAGCUGUUUUAGGAGUGACAGUCCUUAAGGAAUUCACAAAGGAACUGAGAAAAGCUUUUGAAGAAAAGAUGAUUGUUUUCGAACAAAUAGCAGAAGUUGUUCAGAUCCUUCUCUCAUUUACUUUCAUCACCAUCUUCACCUCAGCAUUUGGGUAUGCAAGACACUACUGCCGUCAUAUUCGCUUUGACAACGUGUACAUUACGACUUACUUCAAGCAGAUUGAUGAACGAAGGAGAAGAGCGGGCAAAAGGUAUUUAUUACCUCUGAAGAAAGUUGAACAAAGCGGCUUCAUCAACCCUUGGAGUUUGUCCAUCCAUCCCAGUGAACUUAAACUUGUGGCUCUGGGUCUAAUACAGGUCCUCUUGCUGACUCUGUUUGUGUGCAUUCUUCUCACCGUUGAUGGGAUCCUUUAUCACAUCUUCGAUAUCAUCCGGAGACACACUUUCACACAGUUCUCUGUUACCAGCAGUCAUCAUGUGGAUAUUGACAUCACUGGAGAGUCCAUGUUGGCUAAACUGCUGAGGAAAACCAUUGGUGCUUUCAAUACCUCCUCAAACUUAGACAUACAGACCAGUAAUCAGCAUUGUUUACCCCAGCCGCGUGCCUUGGCCCCAGAGGACUACCUGUGGACCUUUCUGCCCCUGUUCAUGAUGGCUCUCAUGUGCUGCCUGCAAGCCUACAGCAACCGCCUACGCAGGGUCAUCGCCGCCUUCUAUUUCCCCAAGCGAGAGAAGAGAAGAACUUUGUUCCUCUACAACUUACAAAUCCAGAGACGCAUCUCUUAUGUCAAAAGACUACGUAAGCAGCUUUUGAGACAUGGAAAGCAACCAAAAACAGUGUUCACAGGGAUAAUAGCUGUGUUGGACAGGCUGGGCUGGAGGCUGCGGUGGUGCUGUGUAUGUGGAGAGCGUCAGAGAGGAGCCCAGGCUGUGGAGUGCACUGUCCCAGGCUGUGGAACAGUCUACUGUGCUCAGUGCUGGAGAGAUCUGGGUACAUUCUGUCUGUUCUGUGCUACCCUCAGACGAACUGAAGCGAGAGACAGUGGCACUGAUUCGGAUGUUUACUACGAUGAUUAA
Molecule: messenger RNA, 2016 nt
Organism: Chanos chanos (milkfish)
Lineage: Eukaryota; Metazoa; Chordata; Actinopteri; Gonorynchiformes; Chanidae
Gene: dcst1
Product: DC-STAMP domain containing 1
Exons: 15
Coding region: 1-2016 (671 amino acids)
Cellular component (GO): membrane
Source: RefSeq, a predicted model, not a curated record